AUGGCCGCCUACAUACCCCAAACGGUCACCCUCGACGGCCGGGAGCUGGCCGCCAUCAAGGCCCACCUUCACGACGACAACAAGAACGACAGCAACACAGCCCUCCGUGUGGCCCUGGAUCAACUGACCACUGAGGCAGACGGCUGGUUGACCCAAGGGCCGUGGUCCGUCGUCGACAAAGCCAAGGCUGGCCCGAGCGGCAACCUCCACGACUACGUCAGCCAAGCACCGUACUACUGGCCCGACCCGGCGCGUGCCAGCGAAGGCGGCUUGCCCUACAUCCAGCGCGACGGCCAGAAGAACCCCGAAGUCCUGACCUACACCGACCGCGUCUACGUCGAAAAAGUCUUUCGCUCGGCCUACGUGCUCGCUCUCGCCUCGUUUUACACCGGCAAUGCCAAGUAUGCCAUACACGCGGCGCGCGUGCUGCGCACCUGGUUCGUGGCCCCAGCCACGGCCAUGCGCCCCAACCUGGAUCAUGCACAGCUGAUCCCGGGCGUCAACACGGGCCGCGCGAUUGGCAUCAUUGACUUUUCGCAGGCGUACGCCAGCGUCUUGGAUGCGGCCAUCCUGCUGCGCGAGCAGAGCACAAAAGGCACAAAAGGCACAGAAGACGGGUGGACGGACGAGGACGACGCCGGCUUCCGGGAUUGGAACCGCUCGUUCCUCGCGUGGCUGGUCGACGGCGCGUUUGGACAGACCGAGCACGCCGAGCGCAGCAACCACGGCAGCUUUGCGGCCAUGCUGGUGGCGACGAUUGCUGCGUACGUCGGCGACACGGACCAGGUCGCCCAGGAAGUAGCCCAUGCCGCGCACACGCACAUCCCGGCAACCAUCGAGGCGGACGGGCGGCAGCCGGCCGAGCUGGCGCGGACACGCAGCUGGCACUACUCGACCUUUAACCUGCUGGCCCUGACACGACUGGCCAUGGUGGCAGACCGGCACGAAGGCGGGGAACGACUGUGGCCCAGCUUGUUUCCGGCUGUUGAGUACGUGCUGCCGGCCGCGACGGGCGGCCGCGACAAGUGGCCGCACCCCGACCUGCAGUUUGAGCAGUUUGCGGCCGCCGACGUUGUGCGUGCCGCUGCGGCCGCCGGCCACGCCGCGUCGCAGGCGGCCGUACCGUUGCUGGCGCUGCCGCCCGACGGUGACAUGUGGCCGUUGCGUCCAGCACCAGAGCAGCUGGACCCGGUCAGGGCGCCAGGACAGACGCCGGGAGCAGCCAAGCCGGGGCAGUAA
Sporothrix brasiliensis 5110 is the source of this 1239-nucleotide messenger RNA. RefSeq lists its product as uncharacterized. The coding region runs from base 1 to 1239 and encodes 412 amino acids. The transcript has a single exon. Gene Ontology annotation, molecular function: lyase activity. Gene Ontology annotation, cellular component: periplasmic space. Lineage: Eukaryota; Fungi; Ascomycota; Sordariomycetes; Ophiostomatales; Ophiostomataceae. The record is from RefSeq and is a predicted model, not a curated record.